AUGACAAUGGGGUCUCCAGAAAUUGCCUCGAACACUUCUCACGAGCUGCCUCUUCGACCUCUGGAGCAGGUCAACGACCCAGAACCUGAGCAGCCAAAUAUGGCUACUUCUCCAGAACAUCAGACAAGCAAGCCAAUUGAAAUGACACCACCGACAUCAGAAGUAGAUGGCAUUCAACAGGAAUUAGAGUCUAUGCCUGUUAAUGUGAACAAGCCAACAGGGUUUGAAGAGUACUACGUGGACGCCCCCAUAACACCCCAGGAGUAUGCAGAGGGGCGAGAGAUAUACGAUGUUCGAAUGGAAGAUGCGAUUCUACGGUUCCAGAAGAAGCGGCGCAUUGAAAGUGACAGACGCGAUGUCUUUCUAAAGUACCUGCAAUAUGGAGGCGUCGAUAUCAGUGCGAAGAUGUUCACGGGUACAGACCAACGUAAUCUCAAGGAGAUGGACAGUGAGGGGGUCCUCCUGGCCAGAGCCCAAACAAGCAUCGCGCAGGAGCAAUUGAACUUACAGAUUGACUUCAACGCUGUGGUCAAGGGGUAUCUGACCUCCUACUUCCCGUACUACUUCAACCCCGAAACCGAGGACAUGGUCAAGCUGGCCACAGUCACGAUAUGGAACUUUCUCACGUACAUCCUCUACCACGACGUAGCCCCAGAGUACAAAGCGAACAUCGAGGAAGCCAGGAAAUCCUGCGACAUUGCCGGCAAAGAGCUCUGGAAAAACCAGCAGUUCACAUCCAAAGGACCAGGAGACUUCAAUACCGCUUGCUCUACCCUCUUCGGCGGCGUCUUUUUUGAUCUCUACGUUGAAAACAACCAGUGGAACAACAGCAAGGACGAUACCGUGCGUAUGACCAAUGGGAUCGCCCGUAAAGUUGUCAAGUUCGCUCUGGCAGGCGCUGGUAUUGAUAGACAGGUUGUCCAGUUCCAAGAGCUUGCAAACGAAGACGCACUGCGGGCGAUGCGGGUCCAAGACAUCGAUGGCUUUGAAGUCACCGCCAUCAUUUUUCCAGACGGUGAGACUAAGGAGUUCUACCAGGUGCACGCUCCAGAUCUCCACCCCGUUGGAAGAAUGCUGGCAAAGGCCUACCGCGACCCCGGCAAACCUGACAUUGAUCUCAGCCCUGAGGAGAGACUUCAAUGGGAAAAAGGCGGUGCACCCGCAUUGGAGUUUGACUUCUUCCUUGAAGAGACUUUGCUAAAGUUUUGCUAUCCUGGAAUGAAGGUCAUAACGGCGGUUUGGGAACUUAACUGUGGAUUUCAUUACUUCGACGAGAUUUCCACAGCCUACUGUUCUAUUUACACCGUUCUAGCCAAUGACUUGAUGAUAGGUUGGAAGAAACCGAAGGAUUUACGGGUGGGAGACGAUCGUGAAGCUGACGAGACAUUCGAUGAGGAGGGUAAGGAUUCAAAGAGAAAGGAAACAGAGGGACCAAGCUGUUGA
This is a messenger RNA of Aspergillus fumigatus Af293, 1443 nucleotides long. The record is from RefSeq and is a predicted model, not a curated record. Lineage: Eukaryota; Fungi; Ascomycota; Eurotiomycetes; Eurotiales; Aspergillaceae.